AUGGAUACGGAAAUUCAAGGGAGCUGGGAUAUUGUGGUUACUUCACUUCAGGAUAUUUGUAAUUCAAAUGAAAGUCUUACAUUUGAUUCUAUUUAUGCAAAGUAUGCCACUGGUCGAGAGGAGGGAGUAAAGGGACAAGACAAAGGGGAGAAAGAAAAAGAGGCAAAAGCAGAGGAUGGGGAAGAGGCGGAGGAGGAGGAGGAGGAGGAGAAGGAAGAGGAGGGGGAGGAGGAGGUGGAGGAGGAAAAGGAGGAAAAGGAGGAGGAGAAGAAGAAGAAAAGAGUUAAAGAAGUAGCAGACGAAGACGAUAGUAGUAGGAUCUCCUUAGCCAAGCUUUCUUCCAACGAGAUGACCAAAUUACAAGAAGAUAUAGUUGAUCAUAAAUCCAAUGUUGCCACGGCAAAAAGACUAAUUAAUACUUCAUGUGAGAACCUCACUCGGUUGAUUGAAAUUUUACAACGAGAAGAAGAAGAGAAUGCAAAGAAGAAGAAAAAAUCGUCAACAAAGACUUUGAAAACAGUUGAUUCGGUAAAAACGCCUGGCUCGUUCAUUGAUAAGAAACGGGACCUGAAGUUCAUUUCGGCUGGAUCUAGUCAAGGCAAGGGAAAGAAGUUAAAAAGAAUAGGUCGAUCUUUUUGGCAAUCAAAGUAUAAUCCACUGGAACCAAUAUUUGUUGGGUCCGAAGUGGCUUUCAAGUUGCGUAAUCGGAAUAACGAAUGGAUUCAAUGUGAAGUUGUCAAGAUACUAGGCGAUGGGAUCAAGUUUGAGAUUCGAGAUCCUGAACCGGAUGAAAAUAAUAACCCGGGACAAACCUUUAAAGCAAAUUAUAAAGAAAUAUUACUAAUUCCUCCUGAAGACAGGAAAGACGAAGAAUUGAUGAACUAUGCAUAUGGAACAAAAGUUCUUGCUCGGUACCCUGAUACCACUACCUAUUAUGCGGCUGUUGUUGUAGGGAAUAGAAAAGAUGGAUUUGUGAGAUUGAAAUUUGACGGCGAAGAGGAAGUCAAUAAAGAAACCGAAGUGAAAAGAAGAUUAGUUUUGCCGUUUCCCCAGAAAUAG
This is a messenger RNA of Lodderomyces oxycetoniae, 1059 nucleotides long. RefSeq lists its product as uncharacterized. The transcript has a single exon. The record is from RefSeq and is a predicted model, not a curated record. Gene Ontology annotation, cellular component: SAGA complex. Lineage: Eukaryota; Fungi; Ascomycota; Pichiomycetes; Serinales; Debaryomycetaceae. Bases 1 to 1059 code for a protein of 352 amino acids.